Mycosarcoma maydis (corn smut) is the source of this 3288-nucleotide messenger RNA. RefSeq lists its product as uncharacterized. Gene Ontology annotation, biological process: cytoskeleton organization. The transcript has a single exon. The record is from RefSeq and is a predicted model, not a curated record. NCBI's taxonomy places the organism in Eukaryota, Fungi, Basidiomycota, Ustilaginomycetes, Ustilaginales. Gene Ontology annotation, cellular component: plasma membrane; cytoplasmic side of plasma membrane; cytoplasm. The coding region runs from base 1 to 3288 and encodes 1095 amino acids. Gene Ontology annotation, molecular function: phospholipid binding; protein binding.
AUGCCUUCAGAUCGUCGCUCAUCAUCCGCAGGCUCGGGUCACAGCUCACGAUCUCGAACCGAACGUGCAAGCGGCACAAUGGGUCUCGAUGGCGGAGAAGCUGGUCGACGCAUUGCUGCAGAAGACGAGUACAUUCGUCGCGAACUCACAGAGACCACUUCCUUCUGCAACGCCUUCUGGGGUCAGAACGAUGCCGGCUUCGACGCCAUCUCGGCUCGCAUGAAGGCUUCACAGCGUACACUCGAUGAGCUCAAAUCGCUCUACAAGGAACGCGCCGACAUCGAGGCCGAAUACGCAAAACGACUCGCCAAGCUCUCGCGACAGGCUAUCGGUUACAGCGAGACAGGUGCGCUCAAAGCUGCUUUCGACAUCGUCAAGGCCGAGCUCGAGACGACAUCUCGCACCCAUGCCGACCUUGCCAGCAUGAUCAAAAAGGACCUCGAAUGCGCCGUCACCGAUUUUGCUAACAAGAGCUGGAACACUCGUAAGGCUGCACAGGCAAACAUUGAAAAACUUCACAAGCACAAGCAGACCCAGGAGAGCUACGUCAACAAGUCGCGCGAAAAGUACGAGCAGGAUUGCAUCAAAAUCAACGGCUACACCGCUCAGAGCAGCCUCGUCCAGGGCAAGGAUCUCGACAAGGUCGCCUACAAGCUCGACAAGGCACAGGCCACCGUAAGUCAGAAUGACCGCGACUAUCAGAACUUUGUCCGCGCACUCAGAGACACCACUGUCAAGUGGAACGCAGAGUGGAAGGCCUAUCUCGACCAGUGCCAGGACCAGGAAGAGGAGCGCAUCGACUUCACCAAGAGCAACCUCUGGAACUUUGCCAACGCCGUUUCGGCCGUCUGCGUUGCCGAUGACGAGUCGUGCGAGCGCAUCCGCGUCAGCCUCGAAAACGUCGAUACUCCUCGCGAUGUGCAGUUCUUCAUCCAGUACUGUGGCACUGGCUCGCUCAUCCCAGCCCCUCCCGAGUACAUCAACUAUGCUAAAGGCCAGGCUCCUCCCGCUCGUCCAACAUACCACACUGCCAGGUUCCAGCGCAACACAACACGUCCCACCCAGCUGCCCAUCCCGCCACAACCGCCGCAGCAACCCACGUCACCGCAACAGCAGCAGCCGUCCCCUCUGCAGCCCAACGAGUCGCCACAGGCUGUCUCGCCACAACCACCUCAGCCUGUCCAGCCUGCCACGCGCAACGGUGCCUACCAAGACAAGCCUGUGCCUCCUCAACCCGAUCACUCACAGAGACAAUACGAGGCUGAGCUCCCCCAGACGGUGGCUGCUACUGCUGCUGUGCCGCCACCCACCCAUGCUGCUCCUGCACCUUCUGCCAACCCAGUGAGUUCCAGUCCGACACAAGUCUUGCCUUCGUCGCCUCAACGACGAAUGUCGACUAAAGCUUUUCUUGCUCGAACCUCUUCCCUGUCUCGUACCAACUCAUCCAAAACGCAGACUGUCUCUUCGCGCCCUGCACCCGUCGCGCCCCUUGGUGGUGGCAGCGGGCCUGUCAGCAGCCAAUCAGCUGCAUCGGCUGCUAGUGCUUCCGACGAUGAGGAUCCCAUCGCUAAAGCUCUUGCUAGCUUGCGCAUGCGUCCCGCUGGCAAGUCACCCGGUCCUGCACGCCCAGAGACCGUCUCGGUCGAGCCUGUCCCGCCACCUGUUCCGUUUGCGCAACCCGGCCAGAUUGUGCAGAACAUGGCUGCUCAGCAUCGACCCCACUCUCCCUCACCCUCCAUGGCCAGCGCGCUGCCUCCGCGUGCAAAGUCACCCGGUGCCGCGUUCAUGCAGGCUCCGGCGCGAGCGACAUCGCCUUUGCCAGUCGAGGACGUGGUGGGACAGUACGGCCAGUCUUUCCCUGGCGAGCGCAAGUCGCUAUCCCGCCAGAACUCGGUAGCAUCGCGUGCGGGCAUCCAGGCUGCGGAGGCUCCCAAGAGUCCCAACAAGCAGCACGUCGAACAGGGCUUUGCUGGAGUUGGAGCUCGCGGACGAAGCCCAAGCCCUCAGCCGUGGUCUCAUGUCACACAGCAGCAGCUGCAACAGCAGCAUGUACAACAACAACAAGCUGCACAGUCUCCUAGAGCGCCCACUUCCUCUUCGGACCAACCCAAGUCUGGCACACUUUCCCGGCGACAAUCGAACAUACCACCUGUGCGCAGCACAACGCCUCUGGGCAUCGCCUUGGAUGCCACCGGCUCCGUGACGCACGAUCAGAUGGCAGUUGAUUACAUGAGACGCGCCGGUAGUGUUCCGCCGCCCCAGCAGCAGCAGCAGCAGCAGCAGCAGCAAUCAGCGCGUCCGCCUUCCGUGGUCCAUGCCAACUACCAACAGCAGCCAUCGCACCACCAAGCGCACCCCUCGGUCUCGAGUCAGUACAGCACCGCACCUCAAGUGCAGAGCGCGUACAGUUAUCAAGGCGCCGCGCCUGCAGCGGAUGGGCGCCAGCCAUACCAGAGCCACGCAGCACAGCCGUCCAUGUAUUCCACCGUUGGCCAGUCUGUCCCGCAGAUGGCGGCUGUUACAGCCGCACAACAGCAAGCGUACGGAGGAUACACGCCCUCGGGCUACGGGCACGGGCAUCAAGCUCCCGCUGCCAGUCAGAGCGUGCCCGCUCACUUGGCUCAAUCGUCGCAAUAUGCUAGCCCUCCAGCUCCGAUGCAAAACGCGUAUCCGGCUACAGCGCAACAGGCUGGGCCUGUGGGAGCUCAGCAGGUGGGGCCGGGCGGUUAUUAUGCGGGUGCGCCACAGCCGCAGGGUGGACAGUACGCGGUUGCACAGGAGACGCCGGCGUCGGCGUACAUGCACGAAUACUUGCAACAGCAGCAGCAGCAGCAGCAGCAGCAGCAGCAGAUGCAGCCACAUGGCGUGGCUAAUGGUGUCGGACAUGCACAUCAGCAAAGCACAGCGAGUGCGGCGCCUUCGCACUACCAGCAGCCACCGGCUCAACAGCAACAGUGGGCUAACAGAGCGACGAGUGCGGCGGCGAAUGCAACACCGGCUGCUGCUGCAGUGGCACCUGCAUCGUCGGGAGCUGCACCAGGCCGCGCUCAAGGCCACGCACCCACCGGGCAGUACAGCGACGCAGGCAAGCCUAUCCUGUUCUACGUCAAGGCUCUGUAUGAUUACCAAGCGACAAACCCGGAUGAGUUUAGCUUCACCACUGGCGAUAUCAUCGCAGUAACGCAUACCGAGGCCGACGGGUGGUGGCAGGGCGAGCUGUUGGAUGAAGCGAGACGCAUGGCCGGGGCGAACACUUUCCCGAGCAACUUUGUUUCCUUGCUCAUGUAA